AUGUUGUUGUUGGAAAUCCACGGAUACCAUAGGCGUUCCAUACUGUUACUACCCGUCACAAUACGACACGUUUCGUUUCCUAAACAUGACCGAGGACAAGCACGCCAUGACAGUGUGUACUACGAGGCUCGCCCGUCCGGAUAUCCGGAUGAUUUCGAAACAGUGCGGAUGGAUUUCAAAUAUCUGUCGGAUGAUGUUUUGGGUGUUAAGAUUUACGACCCAGAGAACAAAAGAUUCGAACCGCCAUACCCGGAGAUAAGUUUAGUUUCUAAACCACUAGGAACUAUGAAAUACAGGGUGCAGAUAGAAGGAUCGCUUGUUGGCUUCAAAGUCAUUAGGAAUUCCGAUAAUGUUACCAUUUUCAACACACAAGACGUGGGAGGUCUGAUAUUGUCAAACAAAAUGCUGCAGAUAUCGGCCGUUCUGCCCACAAACCGCGUGUUCGGCUUGGGCGAGAAACGAGCAAGGUUCAUGAACAAUAUGAAUUGGAACACUAUCGCUAUAUUUAAUAGAGACCGAGUGCCUAGGAGGGAAAGUAAUUUUAUAACCUUUAUUAUGAAUCUGUACGGCUCGCAUCCAUUUUACUUGGCAGUGGAACAGAACGGCAACAGUCACGGUGCACUUCUACUUAACUCUAACGCUAUGGAUGUAGUUCUACAGCCGACGCCGGGCAUCACGUACCGCACCAUCGGCGGUGUCCUCAACCUGUUCGUGUUCGCGGGACCCUCGCCCAAGGACGUGGUGUCACAAUACACGGAGCUGAUCGGGAGGCCGUUCAUGCCGCCUUACUGGGCGUUAGGGUUCCAUCUGUGCAAAUUCGAGUACGGAAAUUUGAAUGUCACUAAACAAGUGUGGCAGGCUAACAGAGAUGCGGGCAUUCCCUUUGACGUGCAAUGGAACGACAUUGACUACAUGAGGAAUCGCAACGACUUCACGUACGACAAGGAGAAGUUCGCCGAACUGCCACAGUUUGUCAACAAGAUCCACAGCGAAGGGAUGCACUACAUGAUUAUAAUUGAUCCUGGUAUAUCCGCGUCGGAAAAGCCCGGGACGUAUCCGCCGUACGACCGUGGAAUCGAGAUGGACAUCUUCGUCAAGAACAACACCAACCAGCCGUUUAUCGGCAAGGUGUGGAAUACGGGGUCGACAGUGUUCCCUGACUUUACUCAUCCGAACUCCACCUACUGGGUUGAGAUGAUGACCAACUUCCACAAGAAGGUUGCGUACGACGGGGCUUGGAUCGAUAUGAACGAGCCGUCUAACUUCGAGGACGGCCCCUGGUGGUCGUGCCUGCCCGAGGCGCUGCCGUACCUGCCGCACACGUCGGACCCGUACCUGCGCGCGCACACGCUGUGCAUGGACGCGCGCCACGCCGCCGGCCCGCACUACGACCUGCACAACCUGUACGCCAUCACUGAAGCUAUUGCCACUAACUUCGCCCUGCAAGAGAUCCGCGGCAAGCGUCCGUUCAUAAUCUCCCGCGCGUCGCGUCGGUGGCUCGACACUUCGCCGGCCACUGAGCGCGACGUCGCCAGCGACUGGCACGACAUGCGCAUGUCCAUACCCGAGUUACUGAGCUUCAGUCUGUUCGGUAUCCCGAUGAUGGGCGCGGACAUCUGCGGCUUCACCGGCAACACCACCGCCGAACUCUGCACGCGCUGGAUGCAGCUCGGGGCCUUCUACCCCUUCAGCAGGAAUCAUAACUCGGACCUCUAUU
Manduca sexta (tobacco hornworm) is the source of this 1717-nucleotide messenger RNA. RefSeq names its product lysosomal alpha-glucosidase. Gene Ontology annotation, molecular function: alpha-1,4-glucosidase activity; carbohydrate binding. The record is from RefSeq and is a predicted model, not a curated record. Lineage: Eukaryota; Metazoa; Arthropoda; Insecta; Lepidoptera; Sphingidae. Gene Ontology annotation, biological process: carbohydrate metabolic process.